CGGUAUCGAGCAGCGUACGCGGCCUUUUACCUCAAACCAUCAUCGCGCAAGACAUCAAACAUUGGCCUGUAAAUCGUAAUCUCUCUCGGCGAUGGUCGCACCGCUCUACACCACUGCUUCUGGUCUACUUUUCCAUGCCGGCAAGAUCUUGGUUAUCACAGUUGGACUUCCAGCGAGAGGAAAGACUCAUAUCUCUCGAGCAUUGGAGCGAUAUCUACGAUGGAUGGGAGUCAAAACCAUAGUUGUCUCUCUUGGGGAUUACAGACGGAAGUUGUUAGGCAGUGGACAGCAACUUCCUCCGGAUUACUUUACCCUAGGUGAAAAGAGCGAAGAAACUCUGAAGUUACGCCAAAUGGUCUCCGAUGGUUGCGAGAAGAUGAUAUGGGACUUUUUUGAGACGGGGCAGGUUGUGAUAUAUGACGCUAAUAACGGUACUCGACAGGCUCGACAUAGAGUAGCAGAGAAGUUUGAUAAAGCUGGAAUUCAUGUCAUCAUGUUAGAAUCGCUAUGCGAUAAUAAAGAAAUCAUCGAAGCCAAUAUAAGGGGCGUCAAGAUCUCCUCCCCCGACUACCGUGGCUGGGAUCAAGAUAAAGCAGUUCAAGAUUACUAUAGGAGAAUCGAAGAUCAUGAAAAGUACUACGAGCCCGUUGAGGAGAAUACAUGGCCAUCGAUCCGAAUCCUAAACGUCGGCGAGAAAAUCAUGGUUUAUAAAAUCGUUGGUUAUCUUCAAUCACGGAUAGUUUUCUUCCUCAUGAAUAUCCAUAAUCGUCAACGUACCAUUUACUUUGCUCGAUCAGGGCAAUCCCUCAUCGAGCAUUCAUACAAGGCAGACUCUGACCUUUCGCCUGCCGGCUGGGAAUACGCAGAACGACUGAAAGAGUUCGUUGUAGAACGACGGGCUAAGAGCCUGGAGCAACGAGGAUUGAGUCCUGAUGAUCGCAAACUGGUGAUAUGGACGUCAACCCGACGUCGCGCGUACCAUACCGCCUGGCCCUUCCUUUACGAUGUUCUCCCACCCAAUUCCCCGGCGUCGUUUCAAACGACACAUCCUCUGGCCAGUAGCACCUUGCCAGAGGGUGAGAAUACUCUACCUCCACCGCCUUCCAAUCCGUCCAAAUCAUAUACUCCAGCGUUGAACGUCAAAGUGAUAGAGAAGCCUCAGAUGGCAGAAAUCAACCCUGGCAUUUGGGACGGUCUUUCACCGGAUCAGGCCAGAAAGUAUUACCCACAGGAUUGGGAACGUUUCGUGCGCGACCCGUAUUCUUUCCGCGCUCCUCGCGCUGAAAGUUACCAUGAUCUUAGUGUUCGGGUCGAACCUAUCCUGAUCGAACUGGAAAGGGAGCAGGAAGACCUCCUGAUUAUUGGUCAUGCAUCGGUAAUUCGAUGUAUGUUGGCUUAUCUCAUAGGCCUCCCCGCCUCGGAGAUACCAGCCAUCGAAAUUGCUCGAGGAGAUCUCUUGGAAGUCGUUCCAGCCUCCUACGGCGUCCACAGUCAAGCAUUCCAUUUCUGGGACGGACCUGGGAGACAUGGGGAUGAAGCGAACAACAUAUCGACGCGAGACGAGAACAAUUUCUACGAGAAUUACGCCGAGGACACCAAAGGAAAGAAAUUCACAACUACACAAGAACCUGCGGCUAGUCUCAGCGUUAUUGAAGCUGUGUAAGCGUCCCAGCGUCGUUAUCUAAACAGUAGAUAUUCCAUUGAUAUUUGCCUUGUCAUCUAUAUUCUUUGCUAUGCUUUGUACUCAGUGGAUAAUUGUAUCCAGCAAUAUACGUACUCCCUUUCCACGAUUAGGGG
This is a messenger RNA of Marasmius oreades (fairy-ring Marasmius), 1797 nucleotides long. RefSeq lists its product as uncharacterized. The transcript has 10 exons. Gene Ontology annotation, biological process: fructose 2,6-bisphosphate metabolic process; fructose metabolic process. NCBI's taxonomy places the organism in Eukaryota, Fungi, Basidiomycota, Agaricomycetes, Agaricales, Marasmiaceae. Gene Ontology annotation, cellular component: cytosol. Gene Ontology annotation, molecular function: ATP binding; 6-phosphofructo-2-kinase activity; fructose-2,6-bisphosphate 2-phosphatase activity. The record is from RefSeq and is a predicted model, not a curated record. Bases 92 to 1663 code for a protein of 523 amino acids.